UGGAGGGAGCGAGGGCGCGCUCCCGGCGGCGGCGGCGGUGCCGCGCCUCCAUCCCCGCAGCCGGCAUGUUCUCCAGGAAGAGCCACGCCGAUGUCAGGAAAUCCACGCAGAAGGCGCUGGACCCCAAGCGGGACGUGCUGACCCGGCUGAAGCACCUCCGCGCUCUGCUGGAUAUUGUGGAUGGAAGUGACCUGAAGCAGUUUUUUGACAGCAACUAUUCUCAGAUUUAUUUCAUAUUCUAUGAAAACUUCAUAACACUGGAAAACAGCCUGAAACAAAAAGGGAAUAAAUCACAAAGGGAGGAGCUGGACUCCAUCCUCUUUCUUUUUGAAAAAAUAUUGCAGCUACUACCUGAGAGGAUUUUUUAUCGAUGGCAUUUUCGCAGUAUAGGGUCGAUUCUGAAGAAGCUUUUGCACACUGGAAAUUCUCUCAAGCUCAGGUGUGAAGGGAUCCGCCUGUUCCUGCUGUGGCUGCAGGCCCUGCAGACCAACUGUGGGGAGGAGCAGGUGCUGCUGUUUGCCUGCCUGGUGCCUGGCUUCCCCCCCCUGCCAUCCUCACGGGGGCCCUGCACGCUGGAGAGCCUGCUCAGCCCCCCUGCUGCUCCUGACGCCAAGAUUUUCCCAGAAGAAAUAACACCACUUUUGCCAGCUGUUUCUGGAGAGAAAAUUGCAGAGGACCAGACCUGCUAUUUUCUGCAGCUCCUGCUGAAAUAUAUGGUAAUUCAGGCUGCCAGCUUGGAGUGGAAGAACAAGGAGAACCAAGACACUGGCUUUAAGUUUCUUUUCACUUUGUUCAGAAAAUACUACCUUCCCCACUUGUUCCCAUCCUUUACCAAGCUGACCAACCUCUACAAACCCGUGCUGGACAUCCCAGAUGUCAGGCCAAGGCCAGUGUAUGUGACUGCAACACGGAACAAUGAGAGUGUCUACUGCACAAAAAUCCCCUACAUGGCAGCUCGGGUGGUUUUCAUCAAGUGGCUCGUCACCUUCUUCCUUGAAAAGAAGUAUUUGACUGCAGUUCAGAAUUCAAAAAAUGGAGGGGAAAUGCUCCCUAAGAUUAUUCAGACUGUCGCCGCGGGCCCCGAGAGGAGCGCGGAGCCGGAGGGCGGGGCGGCGCCGGCGGGCGAGCAGGAGCGGGGUCCCUGCAGCAGCAGCAGCAGCAGCAGCCUGUGGGACAGGAGGCUGAGCAGCUGCAGCCUGUGCAGCGUGGAGGAGCAGCACCGUGGUGUCUACGAGAUGGUGCAGGGCAUCCUCCUCUCCACCCGCGGAUACGUCAACUUCGUCAACGAGGUGUUCCGCCAGGCUUUCCUGCUGCCGCCUUCUGAUAUAUCAGCGACACGGAAGGUGGUGAAGGUGUACCAGAAGUGGAUCCUGCAGGAGAAGCCCGUGUUCAUGGAGGAGCCAGACAAGAAGGAGGACAGCCAGGAUGCUGUUGUUCCCUUGGAAGACUCCCCAGUGCAAACAGACGGUAAACAUCUCUGCUCCCAGCCCUGCGGGCACAAGCGCUCCUCCAGCUGGGGCCGGAGCUACUCGUUCACCAGCGCUGUCAGCAGGGGCUGCGUGCAGGAGGACGAGGACAGGGAUGUCAAGGCCGGCGCUCAGGCUGCGCUGCAGGUGUUCCUGACAAACUCAGCCAACGUGUUCCUGCUGGAGCCGUGCUCUGAGGUCCCUGUGCUGCUGAAGGAGCAGGUGGAUGCUUGCAAAGCCGUUCUCAGCAUCUUCAGGCGCAUGAUCAUGGAGCUGUCCAUGAACAGAAAGACCUGGGAGCAGAUGCUGCAGAUCCUGCUGAGAAUCACAGAGGCUGUGAUGCAGAAGCCAAAGGAGAGCCAGGCAAAGGACACAUUUGCUCAGAGCAUGGCGGGGCUGCUGUUCCGAACGCUGAUCGUGGCCUGGAUCAGAGCCAACCUGAGCGUGUACAUCUCCCGGGAGCUGUGGGACGAGCUGCUCAGCCUGCUCUCCUCCCUCACCCACUGGGAGGAGCUCAUCACCGAGUGGGCCAACAUCAUGGACUCGCUGACUGCAGUGCUGGCCAGGACUGUCUACGGGGUGGAGAUGACAAACCUGCCCCUGGACAAGCUCAGCGAGCAGAAGGAGAAGAAGCAGAGGGGCAAAGGUGGUGUUUUGGAGCCUCAGAAGACAGCUGUAGUGGGAAGAUCUUUUUCACUGAGCUGGAAAAGUCACCCUGAAGUCGUGGAGCCCAUGAGAUUCAGAAGUGCCACGACCUCUGGGGCCCCAGGAGUGGAGAAGGCGAGGAACAUUGUCCGUCAGAGAGCCACAGAAGUUGAAGAAUCCCAGCAGCUGGAAAGUGCAGAAGGAGCAGAAGCUGCAGGCCCAUUUGCAGACCAAGAGCAGCAGCUGACUCGAAGCAGCAGCACUUCAGAUAUUGCAGACCAGAUUCCCUCUGAUUUUUUUCAAGGUAAAAAGGCUGGAAAUUCAACUUCAGACUCCAAGUCAGUUCAGGAAAAUAAGGGAUAUGCAAAGGAGCACGAAGCUGAGCAAGUGCUGAUGAGGAGGAGCAGCAGCACAGCUGAGCUGGAUCUGAGAGGAGCAGACUUGCAGCAGUCACAUGGCUAUUACAGAGAGAGAGAGAAAAGUGAGAGCCUGAGCAGCGAUGCCUCCCUGGGCUGUGCAGCUGACGUGGACAUCGCCCUGGUGGCCUGGCAGGGGGCUGAGGACGAGCCCGAGGCCGGGCUGGCCGCGGGGCCGGGCGGGGACCCCGCAGCCCCGCCCUGGCUGCAGCUCAGCCCCUCGCAGGAGCCUGCCAACCUCACAGACAGCAGUGAGUUCCUGGCUGAUGACUGCAGCAUAAUUGCUGGUGGAAGCCUUAUUGGUUGGCAUCCUGAUUCUGCUGCUGUGCUGUGGAGGAGAAUCCUGGGAAUUCUUGGAGAUGUGAACAACAUACAGUCACCUAAGAUCCAUGCCAAAGUUUUUGGCUACCUUUAUGAGCUGUGGUAUAAACUUGCAAAGAUCCGGGACAACCUCGCCAUCAGCGUGGACAAUCAGUCAACUCCUUCUCCUCCCGUCCUGAUCCCUCCUCUCAGGAUAUUUGCAUCGUGGCUGUUCAAGGCAGCCACGCUGCCCAGCGAGUACAAGGAGGGGAAGCUGCAGGCGUUCCGGCUGCUCUGCGCCAUGAUGAGCCGGCGCCAGGACCUGCUGCCCAACUCCGACUUCCUGCUGCACUUCUACUUCGUGCUGCGCCUGGGGCUCACCAGCGAGGAUCAGGACAUCCUGAACACGGUGAUAAGGCACUGCCCUCCGUGGUUCUUCUUCCUGGGGCUGCCUGGCUUCACCAUGCUGAUCGGGGACUUCCUGGGGGCGGCGGCGCGCGUGCUGAGCGCCGACACGCCCGGGGCUCCCCGCUCCGAAGCUCACACCAUCCUUGGUGCCCUUGUGUGCUUUCCCAACACCUACCAAGGACUCCCAGGGCUGGGACCCAUCUCAGAGGCUGGUGAGAGCAUCACAGGAGCUGCAGAUGUGAAGUAUUGCCUCAUAAAUAUUUUAUUGAAGAAUGCUACAGAGGAGCCAAGUGAAGCUGCAAGAUGCAUAGCCAUCUGUGGCCUGGGCGUGUGGAUCUGCGAGGAGCUCACGCAGAGCACGAGCCACCCCCACGUGAAGAAAGCCAUCAAUGUCAUAGGUGUGACACUGAAGUUUUCCAACAAGCUGGUAGCUCAGGUAGCCUGUGAUGUCCUUCAGCUGCUGGUGUCUUACUGGCAGAAGCUUCAGGAGUACGAAUCGUCCCUGUGCCGGAAAAUUACUGAAAUCCUGGUGGCCACCAUUGCCUUUCUCCUGCCUGGUGCUGAGCACUCCUCCCUGGAGGCAGACAAGAAGUUCAUAGUUUCACUGCUGCUUUGCUUGCUGGACUGGUGCAUGGCACUGCCCAUGAAAAUGCUGCUGGAGCCCGUGUCUGCUGGUGCUAUGGAGGAUCAACAUGCAUCCAGAGCUCCUUUGCUGGAUUAUAUUUACAGGGUCCUGCACUGCUGUGUCAAUGGCUCCAGCACCUACACGCAGCAAAGCCACUACGUGCUGAGCCUGGCUGACCUCUCCUCUGCUGACUACGACCCCUUCCUGCCCCUGGGGAACGUCAGGAGCACCCCAGAGCCAGCCCAGUGCCCCUCCUCCACCGAUCUGGGCAACCUGCUCACCGUGGCUGAGGAGAAGAGGAGGAGGAAUCUGGAGCUGAUCCCUCUGACGGCACGGAUGGUCAUGACGCACCUGGUGAACCACCUGAGCCACUACCCGCUGAGCGGGGGCCCCGCCGUCCUGCACAGCCUGCUGAGCGAGAGCCACGACAACUCCUUCGUGGAGUCCUCCGAGCUGUGCCCCGAGGUGUUCCGCAGCCCCAGCCUGCAGCUCUUCGUCUUCAACGACAGCACCCUCAUCUCCUGCCUGCAGCUCCCCGCCGGGAGGGGCGCGGCCGCCCGCCCCGCCGUGCGCGUCAUCGUCAGGGACAUCUCCGGGAAGUACUCCUGGGACGGCCGCGUGCUCUACGGGCCCCUGGAGGGCUGCCUGCCCCAGCACAGUGCCAGUGCCUUCGGCUUCACCAUCCCCAGCCAGCCGCAGCACGGGCAGGGAUCUCAGGGGCAGGGCACCCAGGAGCAUGGCACGCAGGGGCAGGGCACAGAGGAGCACGGAUCUCAGGGGCAUGGCACACAAGGGCAGGGAUCUCAGGGGCAAGGAUUGCAGGAGCAUGGCACACAGGGGCAGGGAUAUCAGGGGCAAGGAUUGCAGGGGCAGGGCACCCAGGAGCAGGGCUCACAGGAGCAGGGAUCUCAGGAGCAUGGCACCCAGGGGCAGGGCUCACAGAGUCAAGGAUUUCAGGGGCACAGCACCCAGGGGCAGGGCUCACAGAGUCAAGGAUUUCAGGGGCACAGCACCCAGGGGCAGGGCUCACAGAGUCAAGGAUUUCAGGGGCACAGCACCCAGGGGCAGGGCUCACAGAGUCAAGGAUUGCAGGGGCACAGCACCCAGGGGCAAGGCUCACAGAGUCAAAGAUUGCAGGGGCACAGCACCCAAGGGCAGGGCUCACAGAGUCAAGGAUUGCAGGGGCACAGCACCCAGGAGCAGGGCUCUCAGGGGGAAGGAUUGCAGGGGCACAGCACCCAGGAGCAGGGCUCUCAGGGGGAAGGAUUGCAGGGGCAGGGCUCCCAGGAGCAGGGCUCCCAGGCAGAGGAGGGCGAGGACGCUCUGGACCAGCUGCUGGAGCGGCUGGGCAGCAGCAGCCCCGAGUGCCUGGCGCAGCCGCAGCGGCGGCUGAACGAGCCGGCGCCGCCGCCGCGCGCCAUGAGCGCCGAGCAGGAGCGCGCCGUGGCCGAGGCGCUGCUGCGCCAGAGCGCCCGCGAGGCCGACUUCGUGCGGAGCUGCAGCUGGGACUGCAGCAUGAGGCUGGCCCCCCAGCAGCCGCCCCCGCCCGCCCUGCCCCAGGCCUCCUUCUACUUCUGCCGCCUGCUGCUCGACGACUUGGGCAUGAACUCCUGGGACAGAAGAAAAAGCUUCCAUCUGCUGAAGAAAAAUUCAAAGCUGCUACGAGAGCUGAAAAAUCUGGAUUCCCGCCAAUGUCGUGAGACUCACAAGAUCGCCGUGUUCUACAUCGCCGAGGGACAGGAGGACAAGUGCUCCAUCCUGGCCAACGCCAGGGGCAGCCAGGCCUAUGAAGAUUUUGUGGCUGGGCUGGGCUGGGAGGUCGAUCUGUCCACGCACGGCGGCUUCAUGGGCGGGCUGCAGCGCAACGGCAGCACGGGGCUCACCGCGCCCUACUACGCCACCUCCACCGUGGAGAUCAUCUUCCACGUGUCCACCAGGAUGCCCUCCGACUCUGACGACUCCCUGACCAAAAAGCUCCGGCACUUGGGCAACGACGAGGUUCACAUCGUGUGGUCGGAGCACACGCGCAACUACCGCCGGGGCAUCAUCCCCACCGACUUCGGGGACGUGCUCAUCGUCAUCUACCCCAUGAGGAACCGCAUGUUCUUCAUCGAGAUCGUCAAGAAGCCCGAGGUGCCCUUCUUCGGUCCCCUCUUCGACGGCGCCAUCGUCACCGCCAAGCUGCUGCCCAGCCUCAUCUGUGCCACCUGCAUCAACGCCAGCAGAGCUGUCAAGUCCCUCAUCCCCCUCUACCAGAGCUUCUACGAGGAGAGAGCUCUGUACCUCGAGGCCAUCAUCCAGAACCACAAAGAAGUGAUGACGUUUGAGGAUUUUGCUGCUCAGGUCUUCUCUCCCUCUCCCAGCUACUCCCUGGGUGGAACUGAUUAGAGUGCGGUGCUCCCGGAACAGAAACGGCCGCAGCUGCCUCACCACAAGCGCUGCCUGGGCUGCCAGCCCUGCCGUGGCGCUGGAAGCCACCCUCGCCCUCGCUGCCACCUGCCCACCCGAGCCACGGCACCUGAAACAUGUCACCUGAACCAUGGCACCCAAGCUAUGGCACCUGAAACAUGUCACCUGAACCAUGGCACCCGAGCUAUGGCACCUGAGCCACGGCACCUGAAACAUGUCACCUGAACCAUGGCACCCGAGCUAUGGCACCUGAGCCAUGGCACCCGAGCUAUGGCACCUGAAACAUGUCACCUGACACAUGGCACCCGAGCUAUGGCACCUGAACCACAGCACCUGAAACACGUCACCUGAACCAUGGCACCCGAGCUAUGGCACCUGAAACAUGUCACCUGAACCAUGGCACCCGAGCUAUGGCACCCGAAACAUGUCACCUGAACCAUGGCACCCGAGCUAUGGCACCUGAAACAUGUCACCUGAAACAUGUCACCUGAACCAUGGCACCCGAAACAUGUCACCUGAACCAUGGGACCUGAGCUAUGGCACCUGAAACACGUCACCUGAGCCAUGGCACCUGAAACACGGCACCUGAGCCAUGGCACCCGAGCUAUGGCACCUGAAACAUGGCACCUGAAACACGUCACCUGAGCCAUGGCACCUGAAACACGGCACCUGAGCCACGGCACCUGAGCUAUGGCACCUGAAACAUGGCACCUGAAACACGUCACCUGAGCCAUGGCACCCGAAACAUGUCACCUGAACCAUGGCACCCGAGCUAUGGCACCUGAGCCAUGGCACCCGAGCUAUGGCACCUGAGCCAUGGCACCCGAGCUAUGGCACCUGAAACAUGUCACCUGAACCAUGGCACCCGAGCUAUGGCACCCGAAACAUGGGACCUGAACCAUAGCACCCGAGCUAUGGCACCUGAGCCAUGGCACCUGAACCACGGCACCUGAGCUAUGUGACCUGAACCAUGGCACCCAAGCUAUGUCACCUGAACCAUGGAACCUGAGCCAUGGCACUCGAAAUACGUCACCU
Oenanthe melanoleuca is the source of this 7304-nucleotide messenger RNA. RefSeq names its product Ral GTPase activating protein catalytic subunit alpha 2 (gene RALGAPA2). The record is from RefSeq and is a predicted model, not a curated record. Gene Ontology annotation, cellular component: nucleus; cytoplasm. Gene Ontology annotation, molecular function: GTPase activator activity. The transcript is spliced from 40 exons. Gene Ontology annotation, biological process: positive regulation of GTPase activity; regulation of small GTPase mediated signal transduction. Lineage: Eukaryota; Metazoa; Chordata; Aves; Passeriformes; Muscicapidae. The coding region runs from base 66 to 6248 and encodes 2060 amino acids.